Molecule: messenger RNA, 1176 nt
Organism: Trichechus manatus latirostris (Florida manatee)
Lineage: Eukaryota; Metazoa; Chordata; Mammalia; Sirenia; Trichechidae
Gene: SERPINB13
Product: serpin family B member 13
Exons: 8
Coding region: 1-1176 (391 amino acids)
Molecular function (GO): serine-type endopeptidase inhibitor activity
Source: RefSeq, a predicted model, not a curated record
AUGAAUUCACUUGGGGCAGCAAGCACUCGGUUUGGGUUUGAACUUUUCAAAAAGCUGAAGAAAACAGAAGAUGGCAAUGCCUUCUUUUCCCCUGUGGGCAUCUCAACUGCCAUUGGCAUGAUCCUUCUGGGAGCUCAAGGGAACACGGCCCGCCAGUUACAGAAGGUGUUUUACUCCGAAAAAGACACAGAAAGCUCAAGAGAAAAAGCUGAAGAAAAGGAGGUAACUGAGAAGACAGAAGAGAUACAUCACCAAUUCCAAAAGUUUUUGACCGAAAUAAACAAACCCACUAGUGAUUACGAGCUGAGCAUAGCCAACAGGCUGUUUGGAGAGAAGACAUACCUCUUCUUUCAGAAAUACUUAGAUUAUGUUGAAAAAUAUUACCUUGCUACUCUGGAACCUGUUGAUUUUCUGAAUGCAGCUGAUGAAAGUCGAAAGAAGAUUAAUUCCUGGGUGGAAAGACAAACAAAUGGAAAAAUCAAGGACCUGUUUCCAGAUGGCUCCCUUGACAGCUCCAGCAAGCUGGUGCUGGUGAACACAGUUUAUUUUAAAGGGCAAUGGGACAGGGAAUUUAAGAAAGAAGAUACCAGGGAGGAGCAAUUUUGGCUGAAUAAGACCACAAGUAAACCUGUGCAGAUGAUGAAACAGCGCCAUUCCUUUAACUUCACUUACCUGGAGGGCUUGCAGGCCAAAAUUCUGGGAAUUCCAUAUAAAAAUAAUGACCUAAGCAUGUUCCUGCUGCUACCAGAUGACAUAGAUGGUCUGGAGAAGAUUAUAGAUAGAAUAACUCCUGAGCUGUUGAUCGAGUGGACUAGCCCAGGGCAUAUGGAAGAAAAGAAUGUGAGCGUGCACUUGCCCCGGUUUCAAGUAGAGAAGACUUACAAUCUUAAGGAUGCCCUAGGUGCUAUGGGGAUAACAGACGCCUUCAGGGAGAACCAAGCAGACUUUUCUGGAAUGUCCGCCGGCUCCCGUCUGUACAUCAAGGAAUUCCGGCACAAGUCCUUCGUGGUGGUGACGGAGGAAGGCACUGAGGCUGCGGCUGCCACAGGCGGGACCAUGGGCAUCACAUCAAUCCCUAAUUAUGAAAACUUCCACUGUAAUCACCCUUUCCUGUUCUUCAUUAGGCACAAUGAGUCCAACAGCAUCCUUUUCUUUGGCCAGGUUUCUUCUCCUUAG